Carassius auratus (goldfish) is the source of this 3443-nucleotide messenger RNA. Its product is annotated as cyclic AMP-responsive element-binding protein 3-like protein 3-A. The coding region runs from base 158 to 1405 and encodes 415 amino acids. Gene Ontology annotation, cellular component: nucleus. Gene Ontology annotation, biological process: regulation of transcription by RNA polymerase II. Gene Ontology annotation, molecular function: DNA-binding transcription factor activity, RNA polymerase II-specific; RNA polymerase II cis-regulatory region sequence-specific DNA binding. Lineage: Eukaryota; Metazoa; Chordata; Actinopteri; Cypriniformes; Cyprinidae. The transcript has 10 exons. The record is from RefSeq and is a predicted model, not a curated record.
CAGGAGGUUCAACUUUGUCCUAGAACAGAGGACAGAUUCAGGAACACAGCUGAGUGGAGGACGCCUUUCAAACUGACAUACUCAGAUAUUCUCUCUGGAUCUUAACCAUUUUCUUCUGUACGCUUGUAUUUCUGUUUGUGAUUCUAGUGCCUGGAACAUGGCACUUCUCUCAGACAAGGCUUAUUCUGGGAUUGAACUCCUAGACCUGCUCCUCGAGCCUCAUAGGAUCCCUCAUCUGGAGAGCAGUGGUGACCAUGGCAACCCCGUGUGGUCAAUCACAGAUCAAAGCAUUCUGUGUCAUGGUGAAGGUGUUGUUGAUAACUUCCUGGACUCCCUGUUGCAAGCUUCAGAUGGCGUGCCACAGUCCUGCUCUCCUCCCUGGGUCCCCUCACCCUCUGACAGUGGAAUCAGCGAUGACACCCCCUCUGACCACCUGGACAGCCCUCCGGCGCCCACCAGUCCGCUUUUCGACCCUGUCUUCCUCCCUCAGCAUCCUCAUCUUCUUCCUCAACAUCUUCAUCAGCGAGACACACCUGUCACAAACACAGAGCCUGAUAUCUCCAUUGAUCUGGCAGAUUGGGAGGCCUGUCUGUUCUCUGAAGGUCUGACAGACUCUCAGUGCACAUCAGCAGUGCAGAGAAAUGAACCAGCCACCGUUUACCAGCUCACCGUAAAAGACCUGCUGCUUUCCAACAUCGCAGAAGCUUCGAAACCCUCCACCCAGCAAUCCCAGCAAGAACUGCUUCUCAAUGAAGAUGAGAAAAAGCUUUUAGCCAAGGAAGGAGUCAGUCUUCCCAGCCAGCUGCCACUUAACAAGUAUGAAGAAAAGGUUUUGAAGAAGAUUCGGAGGAAAAUCCGCAACAAGCAGUCGGCGCAGGAGAGCCGCAAGAAAAAGAAGGAAUAUGUAGAUGGACUGGAGGGCAGGAUGGCUGCCUGUAGCACUCAGAAUCAGGAAUUACAGAGGAAAGUCUUCCAGCUGGAGAAAACCAACACGUCUCUGAUGGAGCAGUUACGCCGGCUGCAGUCUCUGGUGAUGAACGGCUCCUGUAAACCGGCUCAGACGGGAACAUGCAUCCUGGUGCUGGUCCUUUCCUUCUCUCUCAUUCUCAUCCCGAGCCUCCAGCCCAUCUCACACAGGAGGGCCGCUGACCCCGGGGACUUCAGCCCCGUGAAAGUUCAGUCCAGGUCACUGCGCUCGGUGAUGGAGGUGUACUCAGUCAACAGGGACGUGGACGUGUCGUCUUCCACCCACGGCAAGCUUCGGCUCAGGCCCGAGUACGCCGACAUGGACCCUCUACAUCACAACCACAGCUACAGAGAUGGCGAGCAUCAUCACAGAGAUCCCAUCACGGGCCACGCUGCCACACUGAGGUGGAUGACACAUCCUGAGAAAGACAGGAAGUGAUGUCAUGGAUUGGCGAACAUUUUAUCAGACAUUUGACCAAGGCGCCGCCACUCAUUCCAUCCACAGACAGGAAGUUACUGUCUGACAGACAUGCAAAGCAGCAAACUGCUGUUUGUUUUGCUUGUGUGUGCCAUUUAGCUGCAGAUUUAUCUGAAGAGAUUACACUGCGAUUACAGAAUGGAACUUUAAAAAAGUAAAAUGUUUCGAAAAUGUACAUAUUUUAUAGAUGCUUCAGUUUACUUGAAAAUAAUGCACCUUAAACUGUAUUGUACAAAUGUCAUGUAAAUACAGUAAUCUGGCAAAUCUAGAGCCUGUUUCAUCCUCAAGCGUUCAUUGCAUGAACAUUUGUUAACAUAAAUUGAUUCAAGUACUAUGGCUAAUCUAGUAGCUAUUUAAUCUCAAGUGUUCAUUGCAGCAGCAUUUGUAAAUAUUUGACCACUUCAUCGCAGAUCCUUCCGGCCAAAAACACCCACAGACAGGAAGUGACCAUCUGAUUGACAUGCAAAGCAGCCAACCACAGUAUGUUUUGCUAUUAACAUUUAGGUAUGAGUUUAUCUAACCGCAGCAAUAUAUUGAAACUGGAAAGCAUGCAAAAGUUGUACAGAAAACUAAACAAAUUGGGUAAAAUACAAAUCACAGAUGCACAAAUGCACACAGAAUAUCGUACAAAGAGUUGCAACUAACCUGGCAAACUUUGGCAAAUCUAGUUAUUAUUUCAUCCUCAAGCAUUCAUUUCAUCAACAUCUGUAAACAUCUUAAUUUACUUGCCAUUUCAUUGUGGCUUUAUCUAAAUAGAUUACACCACUAUAACGAACAAGAAUUGGAAAAAUAAUGCAAAUAAUAAUGCAGCAGCAUACAAAAAGUUAUGGAAAUAACACACACAAAUAGUACAGAAAACAUACACACAAAAAUAAUAUAGUGUAAAGUUUUGCAGGUUUGUCUUUAAAGCCUGUAAUGGAAAAAUAAUACAAAUAAUGAUUAUGUAUAUACAUAUUGCAUGGAUGCUUAAGUUUACUUGCAAAAACAUACCUUAAACAAGCUACAGUAUAUGGUACAAAGAUCUAAUGCAAAUAACCUGGCAAUUCAAGCACAAAAUGACUAUUGCAAGCGUUCAUUGCAUAAACUGCAUGAAACCAACAAGAAAGAUGUUUUCUGUGCAAUAUGCAUCAGUGAGUGAGCAUAGUCAUUCCUCUGCAUCUAUUGCCCUAAAUAUUUAUCUCAAGGGUUGUUUCUUUUUUUAAUUUGGUUCUGCACAGAACUCCCUUGAGUGUUUUGACUCGGCUUUUGAAUACUAAACAACUUUAACCUUUGUUGCUCCAUGAACCACACACACAAACCAUGUAGUGUUACAUGCAACAUGCAGCAGAUAUGAACCCUAAAAUGGCUAUGAAUGUGAACAUUUGUUCAAUCAGGUAUUUGCUCUUUCUCGCUCCACCUCUUCCUCCAGGCAGCUGCUGCCUGACUAUCACAAUAUGUGUAUAAUUGGACCCGUGGAGUAUUGCACAUCUCCAGACCUCAGUGUUCAUCAGCGCAUCAGGAGUGGUCAAGGGCACAUGCUGCUUUCCAUUCAUUAAAAACCAGCGUUCACUCCAACAUGCACCAGAGUUUCAGGUGCAGCUACUGAUGUGGUGCACAUUAGAGGUAAAGGAGAGGUGGCGAGGAAUAACAAUUACUGGUUUCACACGGUGUCAGUGCUUUUGCAUCAAAACUGCACCGCAGGCGGCCGCUGGCACAAAGUGUGGAGCUCCAGGAAAUACAGAACAAUCUUGGACAGAAUAAGCAGCUUUGUUUUUCUUCUGCCUUAAGGCUUAUACAUUUUUGUUUUACUUGGUGUAUUAUUAGUUUUACAUUACAAACUACAUAUUUGAGAAUAGUACUGAUCAACUGGUAAAAGAUAAAUGAGUUUGUGGAAUUGUAUUUUCCAAAGAUAAAGGUUUUAAAAUUUUACAACAUUAUGGUAAAACUUUGACUAAAUUUAACUGUAUUUAUUUCCUAUUUCUUUAUAUUUGUAUGAUGUUUGCAGGUGUAAUUAAAUAAC